UUGUUUCAAACAUAAACCCACAUCACAUUAAACAUGUGUGCUUGAUGAAUAUAUUAGAGUUAGAGGAGCUAGCUAGCUAGCUAUAUAUCAAGUCAGCAGAAGAAUUACCUCUCCAAGUGGAGUUGAAGCCGCAACAUGAAGUCUGUAGUUAUACUUGUUGCGUGGCUAGUGAUUUGGGGGCUCUCUAAUGAAGUGCUGUCUGAACCAGUCAUGGAGGAUGGAAUACAAUUAAACCGUGAGAACAAGACGCUUUUCUCCAAUGAAAGAGCUGUAUUUAAUCGACUGUGCCAAUACAUGAGUGAUACAAUCAUGCUUGACGAGCUGCAAUGGAUUCACAAUGGUGACUUAAGUCGGCCAGUACGCAGUACAUCGUCGUCAUCAGCUGUGCCGCUGGCUAUAGAGAGUGUCCAGCUCUCGCAUGCUGGGGAGUACAGCUGUAGGGCGGUGCUUAACAAUGGUAGCGUGGUUGGUCCUGUGUCGGCAGGGUUCCUCAAUGUUGCAGAUUCGUCCCAGCUGAUUGUCCCACCAAAACAGUACGUACUGAAGGGUGGUGAUAUUACACUUGAGUACUCAACAACGCUAACGGACAAUGUGUUGGGGGUGUGGCAAACUGCCUCGUCAAACACACCUGCCGAUCCCGUGAUAACAAAUGCCCAGGUGGAGAAUGAGUUGGCUGGAGAGUAUCAAUACAAUAUCUUGUUUUAUUUGACGGACACUGCUGAUCAAGUGAACACUCAGCGACAAUCAGAAGCUAUUGUAGUAGUUCCUCCACGGAUCAUCGCCUACUCUCAGUCCCCGAUACAAGUGAGCGGAGGAUCCACACAAUCCCUGAGGGUCUCUUUUGUGAGCAGGACAAUGAGCAGUACUACUGUCAGCUGGACCAGACUCAGUGGGAACAUGCCCUUGGGGGCACAGGUGGAAACAGUUUGGUUGGACGAUGGUUCUGGUAAUGCAACGACUUCUCUCAACUUCAACUCUCUAACUAGAAGUGACAGUGGUCAGUAUCGAGUGAGUAUCACUAACUUUCAUAAUGUGGUUCCAGUAGACCAGAGAACAGACAGCAACAUGUUUGAGUUGACUGUUAAAGUACCUCCUGCUCUACCGGCUUCACUAACAGCUGCAAGUAUCAACACAAUACAUUACAACAUCACAUGGACUCUCACUCACACCACACCCGAUCAACAAGCCUCCACCCUGCUCAUUAACGUCUCCAAACCGUCCCCUACCAUCAUUCAGGUGCCCUCCUCAGUCAGUGAGAUCUUUGUAUUUGAGGUGGAGCCUGGUAAUGAUUACACUCUCUCUCUGACAGCUGCCAAUGUGGACAGGAGUGUCAGCACUGAUCCUGUAGUGUUCACCACUCCAGCAGCAGCUCCCCUCAUCAUCUCUGCUGAUGUGCAACGUCUCAACUCGACUGCGUUGAGCCUCACCUUUGACUUGCACUACACUGGAGGAGGUGAUAUCACUACCAUCUCUUUAUCGGUUAAUGGACGUAUUUUCCCAGUCAGUGACGUGCGAUCAACGUCCCGGAACACAUGGACGGGAAUGGUGGUCAGUGACGAGGUCAAGAGUUUGGAGUAUUCGACUGACUUGGAGUUCUCUGUGUCUCUGACGAACCAGCGAUCUCUAACAAUGGUGGCCAGCACUAGACAGAGCUUUAUUCUUCCUAGGGCCCCGGCUGUGCAAAUUUCCGUCUCAGAGACCUCUAUCAUUCUGCAAGUGACACUAUCAGGAAUAGCAACGGAGCCGAUAGAAUCUAUCGUCGUAGAGAUACGUGAUAAUACCCAAGUAGCUGCUAUGACUAAUCGUACUGGAGCGUUCUCACGAGGGGAGGUGGUUGAAGUGACUGUUGGCGGGUUGAGCCCGGGAACACAGUACACAGCUGUGGCUUACGGGGUCAACGCUGGCGGUACAGGGGAACAAAGCAGACCGCUUACAUUCAGCACAGUCACCCACGUGGUUGAUUAAACUAUUUGUGUCAAGAGAGAGAAACCGAGAAAUCGCCAUCACAACUCUAGGCUCAUACAAUGUACAAGGAGCACUGAUCUUACUGAGAUGGCAUCAAACAAGCGUCUGGAAGCAAGUAGACUUGCCAGAGCCGGUCGGUACUGACAUAAAAACGCCCACCACUACAAAAGAAGACAAAACCUGACUUUUCAACACUGAAGAUAGCUUGAGCAAGAGCAGAACAGAAGUAGAAGCCAUCACAACAAAACUAGUCACUAGUCUAGGCCAUAAAUGUUGUAAGUAGCUGUGUUAUUUUAUUAAUUAAAACUGCUGUGAUUUGUGCAAUGACAUCAUUGUACAAUAUACUGAUUAAUCAUUAGCACGGUAGUGCUAAUAGUAGGGUUGGGUCGAAAACAGCAAAAAGGCCCCCUCUGGAUGUCACCCAAGAAGCAAGACAAAGUUAUUUUGAGUUUAUAUAUCUGUUGCCAAUAUCAUUUGUGACAUUUGUGUGAAAUAUGAACUGAAUUGAACAUUGUAUGAAAAAGUUAUAAAAACAGCAAAAGUAAAAAAACAACAACUUUUUGUCAUUCUUCUCCUCACGUUCUUCCGCGAGAUAAUCUAGAGAACUGUAGCUCCACAGCACAAACUAGACACAUAUUAGUGUCCUCUGUCGCCUUGGGUACGUCCCGAACUAAUCGCUUUCCUUCGAAGUUAAAUUUGCUAGGGUGUAUGAUAUGGCUUCUUUAUUAGGUGCAGAGGUCAGUUCGCCAUUGUUUUCCUACUGAGCAUGCUCAGACAUAGCAGACAGCAUGGCCACACCCUCUUAUCUUAGCAACCCUUGAGGUCUAUAGCAACAGUAGUGUUUUGCACUGUCGAUUCUUACCGCUCCAGUUAAUGCUCGCAAGUAAAGCUCUUCAUUGCAUUCUGAGCGCGCCUGCUCUGAGCUAGCUUGUGAUAAUAAAUUAUUGAAGACCAAAAAACUUCAUGAAAAUUAUCAUAACAGACACAAACUGCAACAGUGCAAAUAAAAAUUCAGUACAGUUAGCUAGAUCUAGCUUUUUUUAUCAUAGUAAAGGUGGAUUGCCACCUUCUGAAGAUAUUUGAUCUAGCUAGCACCAUAGAUAAAUGGUACCUGUGAAGAAAAAAGUGUAGAUACAAAUAAGUGUAAAAAAACAUUUGUGAAAAAAAUAAUCGUGAGAAGUAGGGUUGCAUGUUGGAUGAGCCGCUCAAAAGGAUGUGAACAAGAUGGGUAACCCUAAAAGGAACGCCCAUUAGAAUAGACACAACAAAACGUAAUUACUUAAAAUAUUGUACGUGGUUUCCCAGGACUAUUUAUAAAAUAACGCAUGCAUGCAGUGAAAAAAUUUUACAAACAAGUGCAAAAAACAUUUUGUGAAAAAAUGGGAAAGAGUAGGGUUGGAAGAGCAUGUGCACUGAAAUAACAAAAAGUUCGAAAACAAGAUUGUGGGUUGGUAUAGUCUUGCAUGCUCCAACUAUAGUUGAGGGUGGGGCACGAUCUUUAACAGUUGGGUCCAGCACUACUUCGAGUUUUGGGUGGGCAGGGCUCAUCUGUAGAGUCUCAAAUUUAAUAUUAAUUUUACACCUAGUGUUUCGGUGCUGUAACAGAAAGAAACGUUAGUUUGAAAAAGCCUCAUUCAAAGCGUCAUUAUGUAGAAACACAUACAAGUUGAUGGUAAAAUAGGUGAUCGAGCGUCUCAAAUAAAGAAAGCGGUGUAACGAGAAGUAGUGCUGGACCCAACUGUUAAAGAUUGUGCCCCACCCUCAACUAUAGUUGGAGCAUGCAAGACUAUACCAACCCACAAUCUUGUUUUCGAACUUUUUGUUAUUUCAGUGCACAUGCUCUUCCAACCCUACUCUUUCCCAUUUUUUCACAAAAUGUUUUUUGCACUUGUUUACUAAGAUAUCUCCCUACCCAUAUUUUGGGUACGUGUAAUACAUGCGCAGUACAGUGUACACCAGGCCGCUUUUCCCUCCGGCCUGGGUUCGAGGCUAGCAGAAGGUGCUCAACUAGUGUCUUUUAAAAACUGUGAUAAAGGCUUGACUAGCUGCACUGUAGCCUCGAUCCCAGGCCGAGUUUUCGCUUUUAUAACGGUUAGGCGAACCACUGAAAUGCAAACCACACCUAAUAAAAUGUUACAUCGAUACCACACCCACUGGAAAUGACAUAAAAAGGAGGCGUAACCCUAGAUGUUUGCGCACGGUGAGGGAGGCUCCUUGCCUCUUUUGUUCAGCUAGCACCUACUUACCAUGGAUUCGCUACUGUGUGAAUUCGCCACCAUUUUUAGCUGAGCUUAUUUAUAAUCAACUACAACAUGGCUUAUUUGUUUUGUGUUCUGCAUACGUCCUCAAGGUACCGGUGUUACUGUAAGUGUAAGGCCCGAGGUUUUAACAUCCCAAGCGCAGCCAAAACUCCAUAUAGUGACCGUUGAACGAGGCCUGUAACUGAUUUAGAAUAGCUGCGCUAAGCAAGCUAACUAUGACUAUUAUUAAUAGUAUAAGACUCACAUUGAAGGCCGUUUUUGAAUCAUGCGGUGCUAAUAGAAAGUUGCUAUUCUACUUGUAGUAGUUAGUUCUCCACUAAAGCACUACAAGCUGCAAGAGUGAGAUAGAAGUAUUGUGCAGCUUUGCAGCUUUUAUCUCAGAGCGAAGCUUUUUAGUUGCAAAGUCUUCUUUGUACCUAGCUUGCUUAGCGCUAUAAAUUAUUCUAAAUCAGUUAUAGGUCUCGUCUGUAAUGUGCUCCUGGUCUCGUCCAACGGUUACUGUGAGAUUAUGAGACCCUAGGCAUUUAGUAGCGCCCUAGCUCGGAAUGUUACAGCCUCAGGCCCUUGGGGUCUCAUAAUCUCAGCCUAUAAACUAUUAUAAUAGUUGGGAGUAGUGUCUUUU
Messenger RNA from Halichondria panicea, 4848 nucleotides. RefSeq lists its product as uncharacterized. Bases 136 to 1965 code for a protein of 609 amino acids. The record is from RefSeq and is a predicted model, not a curated record. NCBI's taxonomy places the organism in Eukaryota, Metazoa, Porifera, Demospongiae, Suberitida, Halichondriidae. The transcript has 10 exons. Gene Ontology annotation, molecular function: protein binding.